Xenopus tropicalis (tropical clawed frog) is the source of this 755-nucleotide messenger RNA. RefSeq names its product transmembrane protein 272-like. The transcript is spliced from 6 exons. NCBI's taxonomy places the organism in Eukaryota, Metazoa, Chordata, Amphibia, Anura, Pipidae. The record is from RefSeq and is a predicted model, not a curated record. The coding region runs from base 66 to 533 and encodes 155 amino acids.
CAUAUGGCUUUGAGGAUACAGAACAACGUAUAGAAAACUCUUUUUAUAUUAAUGGAACACAAGAAAUGGCUGAAUCAAAUACUACACCAUCAUAUGCUUCUCAGAUCUUUACUGUCCUUCUGUGGACAGCACUCAGCAUCGCCAUGAUUGUAAUCGGGGCCAUGCAUGUUGGAGAUUGUCCAAGAGAGCCAAAUAUCCCAAUUUACUUGAUAGUGGCUGGUGCCUUUCAUUUGCUAGCAUUUUGUCUUAUUCCUUUGAAGAAGCCAGCAGAGAAAGUGGCAUAUGUCUUAGAGAGCAUCAUUGGACUCUUCCUCUUCUGCUGGUUUAUUACAGGUAGUGUUUGGGUUUUCAGAAUCUACCCAGAAAAUCCAAGACUUUGUAAUGAUGUGGUUUAUAAAUUUGCCUUUGGAAUCUUGAUCUUUGAGUAUAUUUUCAUAGGCUUGGCUGUUUUAUUUGGAUGCCUAUGUGCGUGCUGCGCUGGAUGUCUGACAGUUGCAAGUAGAAACAAUUAUAACGAUCCUUCCAAUGAAUAACAUAUUAAUGCAAGUAAACCAAACUACAGUAGAGUCUGGAUCCAAAUCCUGGAAAGUCCUCACUGGCUGCUAUGGGGGUUUGAAGAAGACGCCCAACAUCUAUGGACUGGCAUUAAAUGAAUAAACCUGUGUUCCAGAUCUGUCAUGAUCCUGAAAGGGAAUGAUAUUUUUUAAUAUAUAUUUUUUUAUACCUAAUCAUAAAUAAAGCAGUGCAUAACAGAA